Molecule: messenger RNA, 1489 nt
Organism: Cyprinus carpio (common carp)
Lineage: Eukaryota; Metazoa; Chordata; Actinopteri; Cypriniformes; Cyprinidae
Gene: rab31
Product: RAB31, member RAS oncogene family
Molecular function (GO): GTPase activity; GTP binding
Source: RefSeq, a predicted model, not a curated record
CGAAAUUGUCCAGUCGGUUUCCGUUAGAUUUGGGAAGGAGAUGGUCAGAGUUUGUUUUACAGAUGAACAGUCCGCUGUGACCGUGAUGGACGAGAGUCGACAAAACAAUACCGGAGACUGCUAAAAUAAUGUUUCAGCUGCUUUAACGUGCUCUACGAUGGCCAUCAGGGAACUGAAAGUUUGUCUGCUCGGGGACACAGGCGUGGGGAAAUCAAGCAUUGUGUGUCGAUUCGUUCAAGAUCACUUUGACCACAACAUCAGUCCAACGAUAGGUGCAUCUUUUUUAACUAAGACUGUCCCCUGUGGAAAUGAACUUCACAAGUUUCUGAUUUGGGACACUGCAGGGCAGGAACGAUUUCAUUCGUUGGCUCCCAUGUAUUACAGGGGCUCUGCAGCGGCCGUCAUUGUUUACGACAUCACAAAGCUUGACUCUUUCCAGACAUUAAAGAAGUGGGUGAAGGAGCUGAAGGAACACGGGCCGGAGGAUAUAGUCGUGGCUAUAGCAGGAAAUAAAACCGAUCUGGGUGAUAUCAGGGAAGUUCCAACUAAAGAGGCAAAAGAUUUUGCAGAGUCCAUUGCAGCCAUAUUUAUGGAGACCAGUGCCAGAAAUGCAGUAAACAUAGAGGAGCUGUUUCAGAAAAUCAGUCGACAGAUCCCUCCGCUGGAGAACACAGACGCUGACAGCCACGAGUCCUUUAAACUGACACGACAGCCUCCUCCCUCCAGCAAACGCUGCUGUUAGACAUCCAUCCGCAAGUCACUACAAACACCCUACAACAUGAUUUCCUGUGCUAUUUGACCCAUGCGAUACAUAGAUGAGGAUCACAAUACACACAAAUCAAUGUGUGUUAAUGUAGGAGUCUAUAAACCUGAUGUGGAAAUGGUCACAUGACUGAUAGACACACAUAUUGCAGUAGGAAACACAGCAAUUCUGCCUCUGAACCAUUCUGUACCAAGUCAGAAUGUUUUCUGAAUAUUGCAUUGAAGACACGAGACAUGAGUUAUCUCAACAUGGAAUAGUUUUCUUAUUAAGUCUUUUUAAAUUCAGUAUUGUGACAAAUAGUAAUGCUAGUAGUUAGCACAAAGUUUACACAAGAAUAAGUGCCUUAGAAAAUGCCAUUUUUAUGUUUGGCAUUGCCGUUUUGAUACAUAAAAACAAUAGUUUUAAUAGGUUAGUUCUAAUCUGGCUUUAUUUGACCACUUACGAUGACAUAGGAUCUGAUGAAGCCUAGAUGAACGAUUGACAUUCGCAAAUGUGUUGGUCACACUUUAUAUUACAGUGUUCAUUGUAUUAUGUAUUUACAUACCACUACUGCUUCAUACUAAUAAACCGUGUUUUUAAUAUGUCUUUUUUGUAAAGCUGUGUGUAAUUGCACAUAGUAAUUGUUUUUAUUUUAAUAAUUCUUUAUACGGACACUGUAAAAUAAAGUGUUGUCAAUCUAUUAAUCCUAAAAAUAAAUAAUGGUUAAAACUGGUUAUUGGUUAAAAA